Molecule: messenger RNA, 1419 nt
Organism: Aspergillus wentii DTO 134E9
Lineage: Eukaryota; Fungi; Ascomycota; Eurotiomycetes; Eurotiales; Aspergillaceae
Product: phosphoserine phosphatase SerB
Exons: 3
Coding region: 1-1419 (472 amino acids)
Biological process (GO): dephosphorylation; L-serine biosynthetic process
Cellular component (GO): cytoplasm
Molecular function (GO): L-phosphoserine phosphatase activity; magnesium ion binding
Source: RefSeq, a predicted model, not a curated record
AUGGCAGCACCUAACCCCACCACCACUACUAUUCCAACGCGGCCUACGCUGCGACAAACCUUCUCAGGAAAUUCUUUCAUUCACGAUCAUCAACAAUACAAGCCUCUAGUUCCUAUCAAUCAGAACAUCGGCGACGUACUUGGUAGUUCAGCUGAAUCCCGGGGUCCUCUUUCUUUCAACCCAAAUCCCAUCAGUCCAGAUCCCGAAAAAGUCACCGACAGCGGCAUCAUCCACAGCAUGUUCAACCACCAAACAAACCCCCUUGCUACCGGGACUACGCAAUUGGUCGCGACCAUAUACUAUAAAUCCUCUGAUCCUAUCCACCCGCAUCUCCAUCCCGAUUCCUCUUCAAAUGCUGGCCCAGGAAACAAGCUUCCGUCCCCUACGGUUCCCGUGGGCUCCGCCCCGACGGUUGACAUGGAGAAAAUCCCACGGGAGCCUCCUGCCCCGGAGCCAGAGCCGCUGGACCAUCUUUACGGACCCUAUGUGUCCCAGAUGUGCCUGACCAACUUCCUUCAGGUUAUCGAAUCCCUUCCAACACCUUAUCAGCGCAUGAACACUUCUCACCGCUGCCUCGACCGGGAUGACCAGCCUCGUGUCGUUGAAGUCACGUUCUCACCACCCCCCAACCCGGAAUAUCUUACCUUCACCGACCUGCGCAAACAUGAGAGCAUCUGGCGAUUCGAGCGUGAGUGGAAUGUGGAGGUUGUGCUCCAGAAGGAGAGUGUGUUCCGCCGACACAAGCGACUGGCUGUAUUCGACAUGGACAGCACUUUGAUUAAGAACGAGGUCAUUGAUGAGAUUGCCAAAUUUAUUGGCGUGGAGAAGGAGGUUUCUGAAAUUACCGCUCGUGCUAUGAACGGCGAGCUUGAUUUCUCUGACUCGCUCAGGGAGCGUGUCGGCUUGCUCAAGGGCGUUCCCGCAGAUGUCUUCGAGAAACUGAAGUCAGUCAUUACUAUUGCCCCUGGCGCACGCGAAUUGUGCAAAGCCCUGAAGUGUCUUGGCUUUAAGCUUGCCGUUUUGAGUGGAGGUUUCCAGCCUCUUGCAGAGUGGCUAGCUGGUGAGCUUGGACUGGAUUAUGCCUUUGCCAAUCAUCUGGAGGUCGACACUGCAUCUCAAACGCUGACAGGGAAGCUUGUCCCCUCGAAGCCCAUUAUUGACGCAAGCCAGAAGCGCACACUUCUUCGAUCCCUUGCCGCCGAAAAUUCCAUCCCGAUUUCUCAGACGAUGUCCGUUGGUGACGGUGCCAAUGAUCUCCUCAUGCUCCACGCCGCUGGCCUUGGAGUUGCCUGGCGCGCGAAGAGCAAGGUGCAACUCGAGGCACCCACACGUCUCAAUGGCGAAAGUCUUGUUGACGUUCUUCACCUUCUCGGCCUCUCCAACCAAGAUAUUAAGGAGUUGGCUGCCGACGUAGCAUGA